AUGAAUAGGAUAGAUAUAGAUAUUGGUCCUAACUAUGAUAUCAUAGCAUUAAGUUUUCCCUUCCCACCAACUAUUUCUGAUUGGUCUAUCUUUGGAAUUUUCCAAUCUGAUGAUCCGCUGCUUCGGCACCAAAUAAUACUUGGUAACAUCAACUCUGGGGAAAGACAGUCUUGGCAUUAUAAAUAUUUCGUGAACCAGAAUAACAUUCGGAUUUCAAACGGUACGCUUGUUUACCAGGAUGAUCAAUAUUACUGCCUGGAUGUCAAGGGACGUGUGUAUGCAGUCCAAGAUCCUCACGGAGAUAAUAUAACAUUCAAAUAUUGGUGCCGGCCCCCCAUAUUUAAAGUCGGGCCUAGCAGAGUGGGAGCCGCGCCUUCCAGAUUUUUGGAUACGAACCAGAGCUUUUUAGCUGCCGGACUUGAGGAAGAUGGAGGAGGGAUCUUCGCGGUGAUUGUUAGCCGUGAUGAAACAAAAGUCUCGGUUUACGAGUUUUGUCGUCGUGAAUGUAAAUGGUUUCCAGUUGAAAAUCUGAGGGGUAGGAUGCUCUUUGUUAGCGAGACGGCAUCCUUCGUGGCAAAGGCUACCAAUCCUCGCAUGAGUAACAAGAUCUACUUUCCCAAAUUUUAUGGCGCCAGCGGUGUUUUCUAUUCUUUAAAGACCAAGAAGUAUCAUUCGUACGAUGGUCGAUUCUCUUCUAAAGAAUCCUACACAUUGCAAGACAUGCCGUCCACUGCGACUUGGAUCCAACCAUCAUUACCUUUGCCAGAAGACCUUUCAUUCAAUUUCUAA
Oldenlandia corymbosa var. corymbosa is the source of this 789-nucleotide messenger RNA. The record is from the annotation of a GenBank genome assembly. Lineage: Eukaryota; Viridiplantae; Streptophyta; Magnoliopsida; Gentianales; Rubiaceae.